Messenger RNA from Mercenaria mercenaria, 2871 nucleotides. RefSeq lists its product as uncharacterized. NCBI's taxonomy places the organism in Eukaryota, Metazoa, Mollusca, Bivalvia, Venerida, Veneridae. The record is from RefSeq and is a predicted model, not a curated record. Bases 120 to 1544 code for a protein of 474 amino acids. The transcript has 3 exons.
AAUAAACAGUAUUCUACGAUAAUAGGAAGAAGGCCCAUAUGGCAUAAACCAAAUGAGCAAGUCACGUGAUAGAAUGCGAUCAAAUAAUUGUGAUGAUAUAACAAAGAAUAAAAGUAAAUAUGGAGAGGUUGCUUAGGGCCACUACAUUGCUGGAUAAUUUUUCACAGAAACAAACACAUUCAGUCCAAAAGAGACUUUGUUAUAUUGGACGACAAAUUGAUGGCUUUAUUGAAAACACUUCAUCAAAGAACGGAUACAUUAUCCAAGUUCUUUUGCGUCUACCAAUUAUUCUCGCGAUGCACGUGUGGCUACUGCUUGGUCCGGCUACAGAAAACAGAGCGUUUGAUUUGCCGCUGCUCUGUAUCAGGUUAAGUGGGGCUUUUGGAAUAUUGUGUUCGUGGAUGUUCGGGACGGAAACCUUACUGCUGUUAUAUGUGUCAAUAUUCGGAGAACUGAGUAUAGGAUAUGUGGAGGAGGCAUUGUUCUGGACGUUCCAAAAUAAUGCUGACAAUGUUUGCUACAUGACAAAUGUAAUCGCAUGGGGUGAUGAUGAUGACUUCUGGUGGAUGCCUGUUAUAACCAUGUUUUUAAUUGAAACUGCAUACUUUUGGUUCUUCACACGAAUCCGAUUCAAUCUGCUUGGUGCAAGCUUGCUAACAUUUAUUCCCUUUCUAAGUGUGUUAAUCCUUCCAGCUUUUGGUAUUUUUCAAAACGUAACAUCUACGGCCGCCUUUUGUGUGAAUAAGAUAAGAUUGAUUAUUGUCAUGAUAGAAAUGUCUGAAGACUUCGAGUUUAUGGAUAAAGUUUUUGAUCUCCAAAAACUAAAUGUAGAGAUUGUACGAUACAAAGGACUUAACAGAAUUGAAAAAGCAAAGUCUUUAAGACGUAUUAAGCACUUGGAACAACGGGUAAACGUAAAUCUGGGACUUCAACAGAUUCUGAACAAUUUUACAAGCAAAUUUAUCCAACAUAUGUCUCUUAGUUUCGGAAUCUGUUAUUUUAGUGCAGCACUUAUUCUAGAACUACUGGUGUUUAGGACAUCAGUUUCUCAUGCAUUAGAUUUUUACUUUGUUAUCCAGUUUUUCAUAGCGUGGUCAACAUCACCUGCAAUAGUUAUGGUACUGGCAAGUUUCUUCGGGUUAAUUGGGUCUCUGUUGAAUGGUCUAGGUGUGUGGCUUACAACAUGGGACAUAGAUUUUGCUGAUGCAGUAAAUUCUAGUAACGGAAUGGUAUCACAAUUGUUCUUUCUACAGUUAUUGAUAGAGUCUGGCAUUCCAUCAAAUUACAUUAAUAUAGAUAUAGAAUCUUUGAUUGUUGUUGUGCUGUUAGACAUAUAUGGCAGUUUAACGAUAGCAUUUCUUCAAACUACAAGUAAAAUACUUGAGAUCAGCAACCGAGGUUCAACUCUUCCUGUUUGGUUUUAUUUCCGUGUGCUCAUUGUUAUCAUCGCAUUUGUGAUAGCACCUGUAAGUGUUUCAAUCAUUGUGGCAAGCAUCCUAAUGAUCCAUGGAUGUUAUUCUUCUCUUCAGGGUGUGCAGGCUUAAUUUCAGAAGCUCUAUUUUUAGGACUUGAGUGGUCUUUGAUAUCACUGACGUGGUAUACUGACACAUAUUUGACUCUUAUCGAAAACUGCAUCGACUAUACUCGUGUUGCUAAACAAGUCAGCUGUAUUUUUCUGUUGCCUUUCCAGAUAUACUGUAGAUAUCACAUACGCUCUUUGAGAGCAUGGUGGAUGCUACGAGCUGGAAAUUUAAUUCUUGGUUAUAUUUUACUUGCUUCCAUUACGGUUUCUCAACAAGUUACAAUGUACAGAAGACGCAAACGGUUGCUACAUUUGGUUGACAGUUUUGACAAUGUAUCUUACUCAUAUUUGUCACCGGUUGAACAUGCAGAACCUGUUUGUUCCAUUUGUUUCUCGGUUUUAGAAGAGGGAAAAGCACUUCCGUGUAAGCACACAUUUCAUAAACUGUGCUUGCAAAGAUGGUUCCAAGUAAGGACGGUGUGUCCGCUAUGUAAUACAGAAAUACAAUAACGUCAGAAAGGAACCAUUUUUAUGCCUUGAGAUCUAGUUUUGAUACCCUUAUUACGAUCAAUGAUGAUCGACAUUGCAUGUUAUUACAUAAAGAAAUUGAUGUUUUAUUGCAUAUAGAAUAUCUAUGGUUUGCAUUGCAUGUUACUGCCUUAAAGAAACUGAUGUUUUAUUGCAUACAGAAUAGCUACACAGACAUCAGUUUACUUCCGACAAUUACAUUUCCAUCAGUAGGCGUCCUCUAAAUAUGACAAAUUCUUUGUCAUUUUGCAAAGUAUUCUUAAGAAAACCAAAGGCUUUUCUAAAACCAGAUAUACAUAAUAUAUGGAUAUAUAGUAUUUAUACGACGCAAACAAAUUUAACAACGAAACACUAUGUUCUACACAUCUAGUUUUUGACAAUCAUUAUUAUUUGUUAUUUUCUCGCUGACAUUUAUAAUACAGUACGAAAGUAUGUGUUUUACAAUUAAGUGAUAUCUAACAGGAACUGUAUGAAGCUAAUUUGUUAACUAUUGUUUCAAAUCAUAGUCUCGGACGAAAGUUUUAUAAGCAUAAUGUACAUAAACAAAAUGAUUUCUUCAAACUAACUGUAUUAAGCAAAUACAUGUAUAGGUCUCAAACUGAUAAUUGUUUCAAACCUGACUGUUUGACAUAUAUCUGUUUCAAACCAAAUGGUUCUACCAAAAUAAUGUUUCAAACCUAUUUUCUAAAAUAUUGUUUCGGGCUUGGUUUUAUAAAUUAGACAAGAUGGUAUCAUUUUCCUCAAACUUCAUAGCUUAUAGUUAGGGACAAACGAUUGUGUAAAUGAUUUGAAAUGUAUGGAAUAAAUCAAUGUUUAAUCAG